This is a messenger RNA of Mucor mucedo, 303 nucleotides long. RefSeq lists its product as uncharacterized. The annotation marks the transcript as partial. NCBI's taxonomy places the organism in Eukaryota, Fungi, Mucoromycota, Mucoromycetes, Mucorales, Mucoraceae. The transcript has a single exon. The record is from RefSeq and is a predicted model, not a curated record.
GAUAUUAUGAUACUACCUAUUGCUGAUUCUGAGCUAGAUACUGGUUUAGUAGUAUCUCUUUUAAAGAAAUCUGUAAUAAGUAUGGGUAUAGCGUUAGGCCAAACUAUUAAUGUAUACAUGUUCAUAGUAUCUAAUAAGAAUAUACUCCCAGACUCUGGAUCUAUCUCUUCUGUUCAGUUCUUGAGAGCUGCAACCAUAUGGUAUGACACUCGCGUUAGGACUACUUUUGGCUCACUUGUAAGAUGUAGGGAUUGUGAACUUAUUGUAAGUAAAGGGUUAAAACUUAUGAAUAUAGAGAACUAA